Messenger RNA from Condylura cristata (star-nosed mole), 2488 nucleotides. It is a transcript of the gene TMEM130, whose product is annotated as transmembrane protein 130. Lineage: Eukaryota; Metazoa; Chordata; Mammalia; Eulipotyphla; Talpidae. The record is from RefSeq and is a predicted model, not a curated record. The transcript has 8 exons. The coding region runs from base 63 to 1376 and encodes 437 amino acids.
CAGGAGGGACAGGAGGCAUCUUCAGGCCCUUUGCCGGGGGCCCUGCACACAACGUUUCUUGAAUGACUAACGGUGUCCUGCAACCAUUUGUGUCAAGACCAGAGAAAGCAUCUGGAGCACAGCCCAGAGGAACCUGCAUCCGUUUUGGUUGCGGUCUAUAUGAACUCCAUCUCACUACUGAUGGCCCUGCCACCACGGGGACAGAGGUGUCCAUCACAGCUAGCCUGGUGGCCAGUGACAAUGGCAGCCUGAUCCUGCCCUCAGACACCCACUUCUACCACUUUCGUUGGAUCCACAUGCCGCUGCUGCUCACUGGGAAGACUGAUGAGGCUCUCAGCUCUACCAUCCGAGCCGUGGGGAAUGUGCCCGGGGACUUCCCGGUGUCCGUCUGGGUCACUGCCGCUAACUGCUGGAUGUGCCGACCUGUGGCCAGGAGCUUUCUUGUCCUCCCCAUUACAGAGUUCCUGGUGGGGAAACUUGUGGUCACCCAGAACACCUCCCUGCCCUGGCCCAGCUCCUACCUCACCAAAACAGUUCUUAAAGUCUCCUUCCUCCUCCAUGACCCGAGCAACUUCUUCAAGACUGCCUCGUUUCUCUACAGCUGGGACUUCGGGGAUGGCACCCAGAUGGUGACUACAGACCCUGUGGUUUAUUAUAACUAUUCCAUCGCUGGAACCUUCCCUGUGAAGCUGAAAGUGGUGGUGGAGUGGGAGCAGGCCAAGCCUGGUGGAGGCAAAGGCAUCUUGCAGAAGACAGGAGACUUCUCCACCACCGUAAAGCUACAGGAAACCCUUCAAGGCAUCCAAGUCUUGGGGCCCACCUUAAUUCAGACCUUCCAAAAGAUGACAGUGACCUUGAACUUCCUGGGCAGCCCUCCUCUGACCAUGUGCUGGCGACUCAAGCCCGAGUGCCUCCCACUGGAGGAAGGGGAAUGCCACUCAGUGUCUGUGGCCAACACCGCCUACAACCUGACCCACAUCUUCAGGGACCCGGGGGACUACUGCUUCAGCAUCCGGGCUGAGAAUGCCAUCAGCAAGACGCAUCAGUACCACAGGAUCCAGGUGUGGCCCUCCAGCCUCCAGCCAGCUGUGUUUGCCUUCCCCUGCGCCACGCUCAUCACCAUGAUGCUGGCCUUCCUCCUGUACAUGGGCAUGCGGAACAGCUCCCAGCAGAAGGACAUGGUGGAGGUGGCUGAUUUUGACUUUUCCCCCAUGUCUGACAAGAACCCGGAGCCGUCCUCUGGACCCAGGUGCUGCUGCCAGGUGUGCUGUGGGCCCUUUGUGUUGGAGUCUCCAUCCGAGUACCUGGAAGUCGUCCGAGAGAACCAGGGCCUGCUCCCGCCCCUCUACAAGUCCGUCAAAAUGUACACGGUGUGAGCACCCCCACCCCACUCAGUGGUAACGGACUGUUGACUCGGCACUUCUGGUGGGUGGAGUUGGAGGGGUCCACAGCAUGGGGCCCCUUGCCCUGGCCAUCCAUGUAUCUGUAUAGUCCUGCUGCCACUCCUAGCCACUUCAGUUACACCUUCUAGCCAUCGUCAUCUGUCCUGUCCAGCCACUGCUGUGAGCCCUUCCCUAUCAGCCCCAGCCCACCCCUCUCCUUUGUAGAGGCCCCAAGUAGGACUCCCUUGGCCCCUGCCCGCCCACCCGUCUGUUCUCCCCAGGUUUACCCUCCAUUGGGUUUCGAGCUCCCCUCCCCCGGGCAGCCCUGUGAGGCCAGACUCAGGGGAGUCCCAAGUGGCUCAGGACGCAUCCUGAGGGCGCACGUGAGAGGACCAGUGUGCAUGCACCUUUGCACACAGCAGCACCUGUGUGUCCCGGGUCUCUUGCUCGGCUUCUCUGCUUCCUGAAGAAGCUGCUGGGACAUACCCGAGUUUGAACCAGAAUGAAACCUGAUCUCCACUUGGCUCCCCCAGCUUCUGGUCCUGGCUCCUCACCCCCACGGCCACCUGGCUCCCUUCUAAGGACAUCCUAUUCCCUGCCCACUUGCCGGAGACUGGGUGGGGCCAGGGUUGACACUUUGUGAGAACCAGGUGCUUUAUAAAUAGGAACUUUUAUUGAGAUGAUGUUAAACUGAGCUGAGAAAAACACCUGGCAGAUAAGAGUCAAGCUGGGGGGGGGGGCUGUAUUUUGUCACCCAGUUGCUCUCAGGGGUUUUGAGAAUGAAGCAGGUGUGGACAAGAUAUGGACAAGAAGGGGGUAAAAAGGAGAAGCAGGUCCGCUCCCCUCUGAUCCAGGCACCUUGGAGUGGGGAGUGGGGCUUGUGGAGAGAGGGGGUAAUGGGUGCAGCAAGAGGCCAUAAUCUGGGCCCCAUCCAACCAUAGAGGGAUGCCAGGAGCAACCCAGGCCUGUCUGGAAAGGGAGUGGAGGAGGGUGGGGGCUCUGUUGCUGUCAUCUUUGCUCUCAGGCUUUGUGCUGAAAUCAGGCCCAUCCUCACGCACCGCCGUCAUUGUAGCCAAAUAAAGCUCAUGUACUCUGAAUAUAGCCAA